Messenger RNA from Penicillium taxi, 768 nucleotides. Its product is annotated as SDR family NAD(P)-dependent oxidoreductase. Lineage: Eukaryota; Fungi; Ascomycota; Eurotiomycetes; Eurotiales; Aspergillaceae. Gene Ontology annotation, molecular function: oxidoreductase activity. The record is from RefSeq and is a predicted model, not a curated record. The transcript has a single exon. Bases 1 to 768 code for a protein of 255 amino acids.
AUGAUUAGCAAACUCGCCGGCAAAAAUAUUUUGCACAUUGGCGGCACCUCAGGAAUUGGAUUUGCAGUAGCUCAGCAAGCUUUCCGAGAUGGUGCCAACAUAACUGUCAGCUCAUCCUCUAAAGAAAGAGUUGAAAAAGCUGUGGGUCGCCUACGCGAUAGCAAUCCAGUCCGUGCAUCAGCAGUCCGCAGCCAUGUUGCAGACCUCUCUAAAAGAGACACACUUGAGGAAACUAUCGAGAAUCUUCUUCAGUAUGCGGCCAAAACCUCGCCUAUCGACCAUAUUGUCUUCACCGCAGGGAACGUACCCCAACUUGUCCCUCUUUCCGAAACUACCUUUAAUCACGUCGAUGCAUUCCUCACGGUCCGCUUCUUCGGUGCUAUAGCGUUAGCCAAGUAUGCGCCGAAGUACAUGUCUUUGAGCAAAUCCUCAUCUAUCACUUUGACGUCAGGAACGCAGAGUAAGAAACCGUCGUCCUGGUUGCCACCCGCUGUCUGUGGUGCUGUUGAAGGGUUGAUGAAGGGGUUAGCUAUCACGUUGUCGCCUAUGCGCGUGAAUGCUGUGUCUCCAGGAUUUAUUCUGACAGAGUUAAUGGAGCGACUUCCUGAAAAUAUGGUCCAAGGUGCUAUUGAGAAGCAUACGAAAGCGUCUCUGACCAAAGAUAUUGGGUAUCCUGAUGAUGCGGCUGAAGCUUACUUGUAUCUCAUGAAAGAUCGUUUCGUGACGGGGUCUACAAUAGCCACAAAUGGAGGCGCUUGGCUGGUUUGA